This is a messenger RNA of Chaetura pelagica (chimney swift), 1839 nucleotides long. RefSeq names its product calmegin (gene CLGN). Gene Ontology annotation, molecular function: calcium ion binding. The transcript has 14 exons. NCBI's taxonomy places the organism in Eukaryota, Metazoa, Chordata, Aves, Apodiformes, Apodidae. The record is from RefSeq and is a predicted model, not a curated record. Bases 1 to 1839 code for a protein of 612 amino acids. Gene Ontology annotation, cellular component: endoplasmic reticulum membrane; endoplasmic reticulum. Gene Ontology annotation, biological process: protein folding.
AUGCACUUCCAGUGGGACUGGCUGUUCUUGGGUGUCCUCAUAAUUAGCUUAGUGACUGCAGAAAUUGAAAAUGAAGGGACUCUGGAUGCAGAUGUUGAAGUGGAGGAUUUUGACAAGCAGUCUCAAGAUGCCGAUGUUGAUAGAGAUAAAUCUUCCUUUGAGGUUGUGUACCAGACUCCAAAGCCAACUGGGGAAGUGUAUUUUACAGAAACCUUUGAUGGAGGAUUGACUGGGUGGGUAUUGUCUAAAACCAAGAAAGAAGACACAGAUGAUAGCAUUGCUAAAUACGAUGGAAGAUGGGAAGUAGAAAAGCUCAAAGAAAAUGCAGUGCCUGGAGACAGAGGAUUAGUGUUAAAAUCCGUGGCAAAGCAUCAUGCAAUAUCAGCUAUGCUAACAAAGGCAUUUGUUUUUGAUGAUAAACCUUUGAUUGUUCAAUAUGAAGUGAAUUUUCAAGAAGGCAUUGACUGUGGUGGUGCAUAUAUCAAACUUCUCUCCAGUAGUGAUGACUUGAAUUUGGAAUACUUUUUUGACAAAACACCUUAUACUAUUAUGUUUGGACCAGAUAAAUGUGGAGAAGAUUACAAACUACAUUUUAUCUUCAGACAUAAGAAUCCAAAAACUGGAGAAUAUGAUGAGAAACAUGCAAAACGUCCUGAUGUAGACCUAAAAAAAUUCUACUUGGACAAGAAGACACAUCUGUAUACUCUUGUGUUAAAACCAGAUGAUACAUUUGAAAUCUUAAUUGACCAGUUGGUUGUCGGUAAAGGAAGUCUUCUUGAGGAUAUGGUUCCUCCAGUAAACCCUCCCAAAGAAAUAGAGGACCCUAGUGAUAAGAAGCCUGAUGACUGGGAUGAGAGACCAAAAAUACCUGAUCCAAAUGCUGUCAAACCAGAUGACUGGGAUGAAGAUGAGCCUUCCAAAAUAGAAGAUCCUGAUGCUGUUAAGCCUGAGGGAUGGCUUGAUGAUGAACCACAGUAUGUUCCAGACCCUAAUGCAGAAAAACCAAAGGACUGGGAUGAAGAAAUGGAUGGGGAGUGGGAAGCCCCUCAGAUCCCUAAUCCAAAGUGUGAGACUGCACCUGGUUGUGGACACUGGGUGCGUCCCAUGAAGAAUAACCCAAAAUAUAAAGGAAAAUGGAAAGCACCUAUGAUAGAGAAUCCUAACUAUCAGGGACUCUGGAGCCCUCGAAAAAUACCGAACCGAGACUAUUUUGAAGAUCCUCACCCAUUCAAGAUGACCACUAUCAAUGCUAUUGGUUUAGAACUCUGGUCUAUGACAUCAAAUAUCUACUUUGAUAACUUCAUUAUAUGUUCAGAAAAAGAAGUAGCAGAUCGUUGGGCAGCAGAUGGCUGGGGCUUGAAGAAAUUUGUAGCAAGUGCUAAUGAGCCAGGUAUGUUUAGUCAACUGAUGACUGCUGCAGAAGACCACCCGUGGCUCUGGAUUCUUUACAUCUUGACUUUAGCUCUUCCUGUUGGUCUAGGUGUGUUGUUCUGCUGGCCAGCAAAGGUUAAGAAAACAGAUGAAGAUAUUGAUUUCAAAAAAUGUGAUAGAUCUAAGAUAAUUACAAAGGAAGAAUUAAAACAAGAGGGAGAGGAGUUAGAAGAUUAUGAAUUAGAAGAAGAAAAAGAAAAAGAAGAUACUGCUGAAGAUGAAGAUGAGGGUGAAGGUGAAGAUAUUUAUAACGCAGAAGAAAAUGAAGUUGCAGAUGGAAGUCAAGAAGAAGGUUAUAAGUCAAAUAAAUCUGCUUCAGAAGAUGAAAUGAAGGAAGCUGAUGAAAGCCUAGGCUCUGCAGGUGGCCCACCGAGAUCAGUGCGCAAAAGAAGAGUACGGAAGGACUGA